Messenger RNA from Penicillium brevicompactum, 3549 nucleotides. RefSeq names its product heavy metal translocating P-type ATPase. Gene Ontology annotation, molecular function: P-type divalent copper transporter activity; ATP hydrolysis activity; ATP binding. The transcript is spliced from 2 exons. Gene Ontology annotation, cellular component: membrane. The record is from RefSeq and is a predicted model, not a curated record. NCBI's taxonomy places the organism in Eukaryota, Fungi, Ascomycota, Eurotiomycetes, Eurotiales, Aspergillaceae. Bases 1 to 3549 code for a protein of 1182 amino acids. Gene Ontology annotation, biological process: copper ion homeostasis; monoatomic cation transport.
AUGAGCGAGCUACCAUCCCCGCCUCAGUCGAGGCUUACCGUCAUUCUCGUGGACAAUUUACACUGUCCAUCCUGUGUUGCAACUGUGCAAGAAAUUCUGUCCGCCCUCAGACCUGCGCCGUUCUCCGUCUCAACAUCCAUCGUCCUCCACGAAAUCAAGGUCGUCCAUCCCAUCACUUUGAGUGCAUCUCGCAUCGCGCGUACCCUCACAGAUGCCGGCUUCGAAUUGGACAGCGUCUUGCCGUCAGUCUUUCAUGAUGGCGAUAUCGAAGCACACGACUACACCUCUAGGUCGACCUCCAAGAGCGACCGCGACCGCGACCACUACGAUGUCCAUUCCCAGUCAGAAACGCAUAUUCGUCGAUGUGAGGCCUGUAAAGCCCAACUGGCAGCUUUGAAGUUUUCGCCCAACGGCACAUCGACGACCACGCGAUCUAGCGAUGAAAUGUUGACCUCUGUCAUAGAUGAUCGUCUGACUGGAGUGAAGUAUCGUAUCUCCCUGGCGAUCAGUGGCAUGUCGUGCAGUUCCUGUGUGGGCAAAAUCACAGGCGCCUUCCAAGGCCGACCCUGGAUUCUGUCAGUGGAUGUGAACCUCUUGACUAGUAGUGCAGUCGUGGUCCUCGCUGACAGCGCACAUAUGGACGAGAUACUCGAAACUAUUCGGGAAUCUGGAUAUGAGGUAGAGGUGGUCGACACCGAGGAGAUUCGACCCCAAAGACCCGCUCCACGAUCUGCGCCGGUGGACGACGUAUGGCGCGCAUCUUAUAUCAUCGAAGGAAUGAGUUGCAGCUCUUGCGUUGGUAAGAUUAUCGACACGCUGAAUCAGCACGAAUGGACCACCAAGGUCGAUGUCAAUCUUGUGUCCGGCAGUGCCACAGUCGAGUACGUUGGCAAAGAUCACCUGGAAGACAUUGCUAAAAUCAUCGGCGAGUUGGGCUACAAGGCCACCCUGAGUGACGUCGAGAGUCAGAUCUCAUGCAGCUCGUCAAUUUCGGAGCGUGAGAUUCAGAUUCAGAUCGACGGCAUACAUUGUGAACAGUGUUCCCAGAGAAUUGUCGAUGCCUUAGCCAGCGCGUACGGCGAUGAGGUCACGCUGUUGGAGCUGCCCACCUCCCGACGGCCCCGGCUUAAGAUUCGCUAUCUUCCCGAAAUACCGAAACGAACUAUUCGCAACAUCCUGCGCACCAUCGCUGACGUUGAUAAGGCCUUUACAGUGUCAGUGUAUCAUCCACCUACUUUGGAGGAACGUUCACAGGCUAUGCAUCGUCGACACCAGUGGUCUAUUGCCAGGCGCUUAAUCCUCGCUGUUUUGGUCGCGAUUCCCACCUUCGUCAUCGGUAUCGUCUAUAUGUCGUUAGUCUCUGCUAAUAACCCCGGAAAGAUAUUUUUGAGUGAACCUAUGUGGGCUGGGCAGGCAACGCGCAUAGAGUGGGCUCUUUUCAUCAUGGCCACCCCGGUGUACUUCUAUUCCGCUGGGCUCUUUCACCGCAAGACAAUGCAUGAGCUCGUGGCUCUCUGGCGACCAGGAAGCAAAACUCCGGUUCUUCGCCGAUUUCUCCGUUUCGGAAGUAUGGAUAUGCUUAUGUCCUUGGGUACUUCAAUUGCCUACUUCGCUUCGAUCGCUGUUCUCGUCAUUAAUGCCACCCAACCAGCCGAAUUGAUGAAAAUGCGCCAUACCGAAACUUUUUUCGACUCUGUCGUCUUCCUGACUAUGUUCUUGAUGAUUGGUCGCUUGCUUGAAGCCUACAGCAAGGCUAAGGCCGGUGAUGCAGUCGGAUUACUUGGCAAAUUGCGCCCUACGGAAGCGCUUCUAAUCACGCCGGCACAUGGAGACAACUCGGAGACAACAUAUACCGUUCCAAUUGACCAGCUGGAUUCGAGUGGCCAACGGUGCUUCCCCCCCUAUGAUGGAACUAUUAUUACUGGAACCUCCCGCUUUGAUGAAUCAAGUUUAACGGGCGAAUCCCUUCCGGUGGAGAAGUCGGUCGGUGAUGAAGUAUUCUCUGGAACUAUUAAUCAAGCCGGUCCUGUCACGAUCAAGAUUACUCGUCUCUCCGGUGACUCGAUGCUCGACCAAGUCAUUGGUGCCGUGCGUGAGGGCCAGAUUCGAAGAGCCCCUAUCGAGCGGACAGCGGACCUUCUCACAAGCUAUUUCGUUCCAGUUGUGACUUUGAUAGCUGUUACCGAUUGGUUGAUCUGGUUGGCCCUUGGCCUUUCAGGCCGACUGCCAGAAGCGUGGCAAGACGGCCCUGGGGGAUGGGAGUUCUGGUCGUUGCAGUUCGCUAUCUCUGUCUUUGUCGUUGCCUGCCCCUGUGGAAUUGGACUUGCUGCUCCAACAGCUUUGUUUGUGGGUGGUGGAUUGGCCGCUCAGCACGGUAUCCUCGUCAAGGGAGGCGGUGAAGCCUUCCAGGAGGCUAGUCAGCUCGAUUGCGUUGUCUUCGAUAAGACUGGGACGAUCACCGAGGGUGGAGAACCAUCGAUCACUAACCAUGAGGUUGCUUACCAGGGCAAUAACAUCGCUGACGUCUGGGGUGCGGUUUUGGAGCUCGAACAUAGCAGCAGUCAUCCUAUCGCCAAGGCGAUGGUCGCUUUCGCCACUACUCAGAAGCCUUCAGCUCUGAAGACUGUCUCGGCAAACGAAAUCCCAGGCAAAGGUCUUAAGGGUGUUUUCACCCUUCGCGACCAAGACACCAAGACAGUUCUUGAAGUGAUCAUCGGUAAUGAGGCGCUGAUGCAGGAUCACAACAUCGUCCUCUCUUCAGCCAACCUGGAGACACUCAUGACAUGGAAGCACGAGGCUAAAUCAGUCGUUUUGGUUGGCACUCGUGCUCAGGCUGCUGAUGCUUCCAUUCCCUGGAAAUUGUCUAUCAUGCUGGCUGUCGCUGACCCGGUCCGCCCAGAGGCCAAGGGCGUUCUCUGUGCCCUUCGUAACCGGGGAGUUGAUGUCUGGAUGAUCUCCGGAGACAAUCCAACAACUGCCAACGCCGUUGGCAAGAUCGUUGGAAUCCCGCCGGAUAACAUCAUUGCAGGCGUCCUCCCAGAGCAAAAGGCAGAGAAAGUGCGCUACCUGCAACGCGUCCUACAAAAGCCAGACCGUUCUGGCUGGUUCGGCGGCCUGUCGGCCCCCAAUACAAAGCGAGCGAUCGUGGCCAUGGUUGGAGAUGGUAUCAAUGAUUCUCCCGCACUGACAGCUGCCGACGUUGGCAUUGCCAUUGGAUCCGGCUCGGACAUUGCUAUCUCCGCGGCGGAAUUCGUACUUGUCUCUUCCGGUCUGACGUCGCUUCUGACCCUCAUCGACCUGAGUCGCGUGGUAUUCCGCCGCAUCAAGUUCAAUUUUGUCUGGGCUUUAAUUUACAACUGUGUUGCCGUGCCUGUGGCUGCCGGUGUCUUCUAUCCCAUUGUGAGUAACGGGAAGCAUGUUCGUUUGGACCCGGUGUGGGCGAGUCUUGCCAUGGCUUUGAGCAGUGUCAGUGUCAUCUGCAGUAGUCUGCUCAUGAGAACUCGGUUGCAUUUGGUCGGCUUCCGGAAUAAGAAAUUGAACAAGCAGUAG